CAAUCAAAAUUCAACCCUCUUCUUUCUCACGAUUCUUCCACUUUCACCUCUCCACCUUACUUAGAUAUACUAAAGUAAAAGCACUCUGCAUCUCCAAUAUCAAAUAUGGUCAAAGCGUUCAUGAACUUGGCUUGGCGGACCUGAGAUUAAGUAUACCUGCUUGGUGAGCCAGGGUGCUAGGCAUUUGCUCAUGCAGUAUCGUGAAUAAAUCAGCUGCAAGGCUGUAGGUAUGGAGGCUGUUGGAGAGGUAAUUGCUCUGGGCCCUGGGCUUACUGUAAGGCAGGGAAGUUGGAGAUAUCGUGGCUUAUGCUGGCAAUCCAAUGGGUUCAUAUUCUGAAGAGCAGAGCCUUCCUGCAAACAAAGUGUUUCUUGUUCCUUCUUCUAUCUCACCAGUUAUUGCAGCUUCUGUCAUACUUAAGGGAAUGACAGCUCAGUUUCUACUUCGCCGUUGCUUCAAGGGAUCACUGGCAUGCUUAAAGCUUCAGGGUUACAUGGUGAGUUUUGGGCAGUCUUCUGGUACACCAAAUCCAGUUCCCUUAUCAGCACUGGCACCAAAAUCUCUGUUCUUGACGAGGCCUUCUCUCAUGCAAUACACGACAACUCGGGAUGAGUUGCUGGAAACUGUGGGGAGGUAUUUGCCAACGUUGCAUCAGGUGUCUUGCGGGUUCGUGCAAAUCAUACAUGCCCAUUAGCACAAGCAGCACAGGCACAUGCAGACCUGGAGAGCCGAAAAACAUCUGGAUCGGUUGUGCUAAUACCAUGAAGUUGAGCAGUCUGUUUCAUCUUUCACAGAAUAGAUAGAGGUUGUUUGGUCAAGUGUGUUGUCAGCCUUGCUAUGUAUGCAAAGAUCCAUGUCCAUUAUGUUAUAACCUACGCCUCAACUCCAACCAAAAACACACAGCAAUUUCAAACAACACAGAUCACACACACACACAAAACACCAAGAAUUACCAUGGUUCACUUGCUCAACAAGCUACGUCCACAUUGAGCUCGGAAAACCAGCGAGCUCGCUACACUAUAUUUAUCAAGAUCACAGUACAGAUUACAAACCGAAUAUCAAAACCCCCUCAAAUCUUCUCAAGAUCCAGUAACUUCCCUAGAGACACUAUUCCCUGUAUCCCUAAUGACUUGAAACCAAUCACUUGAUUAACAGUUACAAGAUUCAAGACCACAAAAACCCAAACCCUAGCAGACUCAAUUUUUGCUCGAUAGAGAAGAGAGAGAUACAAUUGUUAUUCUGCUUCGAUUCUGCCCUGUUUGCCUGCUUUUAUAUCAUUGACCAGAGGACUCCUUUUCACCGUUGGAUCUUCAGCCAGCCAACGCUCAGGAUUAAUCUCACCAUUAGCUUAAAACGACGUCACUCCAUUUAAUGAUGAAACGUCACCGUAUAAAGCCAUCACACCAACACAGUAACUAUACGUGGUCACCAAGAGAAGUCGUGUUUGCAGUAUGGUAGCAAUAAAAAUGUAGAAUUCUGGACAUUUGACUUGUUUUUCUGCUUGUAAUCAUGUUGAUGAUACUUUGCUUUUGGUACUAGUAUGGAGUGUGGUUGUGAAUAUAGAAG
Messenger RNA from Pistacia vera, 1564 nucleotides. RefSeq lists its product as uncharacterized. Gene Ontology annotation, molecular function: quinone reductase (NADPH) activity. Gene Ontology annotation, cellular component: cytosol; cytoplasm. The transcript is spliced from 3 exons. The record is from RefSeq and is a predicted model, not a curated record. The coding region runs from base 321 to 692 and encodes 123 amino acids. Gene Ontology annotation, biological process: cellular response to oxidative stress. NCBI's taxonomy places the organism in Eukaryota, Viridiplantae, Streptophyta, Magnoliopsida, Sapindales, Anacardiaceae.